AUGGCGGCGCCGGCGCCGGUCCGCCCCCCCGGCCCGUCCGCGUACGUCUCCGCGCGCCUCGGCGGCGUCCCCGCGCCGGAGGAGCUCGAGCGCGAGCUCGUGGACCUGACCGCGUCGGACGCGCACAAGACGCACAAGCACGCGACGAAGGAUCUCCUCGCGCGAACGCUCCCUCGCGUCGCGUCGCACGGCGCGACGUCCACGUCCGCGAUCCCGACGCUCCUGUCGCUCCUGUCGCCCGACGGCGCCGUCUCCGAGCGGUACGCGAUACGAUACGCGUACUAUCUCGUCCAGCGCGCGUGCGAGCACUACGGACGCGCGCUGCCGGACGCCGACGCGGACGCGAUCGUGACCGCGCUCGCGAAGGACGCGAGCGAGCGCAAGGGCGCGAGGCAGAUACUCGCCACGAGAGCGCUCUCGUCCGCGGCGCGCGCGGGCGUCCGCGGCGCGAGUGACGCGGUCGAUUCCGCGUGCGCCGCCGCGAUCGAGCGGUUCGCGGUGGGCAAGGAUCCGAAGGGCGGGAGCAAGAAAAAGAUCAUUUUCAAAGGCGGCGCCGUCAACGCCGGCGCCAGAGCCGCGUUGGGCGCGAAACGCCGAAUCUUGCUGCGUUACUCCGCGUCGCAACCGAUCGAUCUGAACGCGCUGCCCACCCCGGUCGCGCUCGCGACCGCGGUGACGAUCGGCGACCCGAUCGCGGCGAGGCACGCGUUGUCGACGGCGUCCGCCGUCGCGUCGGCGGCGGAGCCCGCCGCCGCGCACGCAAACCUCGCGCGCGCGCUGCUCCCCGCGCUGAACGCCACCGUCGCGGACGUCGAGCACUGGAAACAGGCCGCGACGGAGUAUAAGAACGCGGUGGACGCGGAUGAUAAGAACGCGGCCGCGAAGGCGAAGCGGGCGUUGGGGAAAGAGAGGAGCGGCGCGGCCGUCUACGCGGAGACGCCGGCGACGGCGGCGGCGCUCGCGAGGCUGUGCGGGACCCUGCGCGCGAGGGCGCUCGCGGAGAGGAACGGGAACGGGAACGACCCGGACGCGCCGCCGGACGCGUGCUCGAGGGCGUGCGAGAUCAUCCUGGCCGCGAUCAUGAAGCACGACGGGUUAGGCGGCGGCGGCGGCGGCGGCGGCGAGAGCGGCGGCGGCGGCGGCGGCGACGCGAAAUCUCCGUCGCCGAUGAAGUCGCCGUCGAAGGCGUCGUCGUCGUCCGGCGGCGGCGGCUCGUCUGAUCGACCGAUCCCUCCGCGCGCCGCGCUCGCCGCGGUCGAGGGACUGUGCGCGUCGAACGCGCCGAGGGGCACGGACGCGGGCGCGGCCGCGAGGGCCGCGGCGUGGACCGCGAUGUGCCGGGGCGGCGGGGGCUCCGCGGCGGGCGGCGACCCCCCCGCGCUCGCCGCGGCGGUGAAACGAGUGCGGGACGUCCUCAACCAGCCGAGGUACGGCGGCGCGACGAUCGCGACCGCGUGCCGCGCCGCCGCGGCGAUCGGCGAGGCGCGCGCGUGCGCGCGAGCCGCCGGGCACGCGAGCGCGACGGGCGUCGUCGGCGAGAAGACGCAGCUGUCGUCGCUCGCGAUUUCGCUCGAGCACGUCGCCGCGGCGUUGUCCGUCGGCGGCGGCGUCCGAACGGAAGCCCUCCGAGCGUUACUCUGGCUGCAAACCCCCACCUUCUUAGUCGACGUCCACGAGCGCGUCGUCCGCAAGAAUCUCAGCAGCGGCGGCGGGUUAUGGGCGACGACGGACGCGUACUUCGACGCGCCGCCGGCGACGCCGGAGACGGACGGCGGCGGCUGCGUCGGCGGCGCGUGGCGCGGCGCCGAGCCGCAGCGUCGUCUCCUCCGCGCGAUCGCGGACCGCGCGGCGACGACGCUGUGCUGCGUGGACGAGAGCGAGGCCGUCGCGUGGGCGAGGAUGACGAUGGACGGCGCGCGCGCGGUCGUCGCCGUCGGCCCGAAGACCGCGCCCGCGAGCGCGGCGCUGGACGUGUUGAAGGCGCGUUCUAUACACUGGUUCCCAUACGACCGCGUUGGCGGGUGUUACGCCGCGUUGCGCGCGGCGCAAAAGGCGGGCGCGAGCUCCGAGCGCUCCGUCGGCGUCGCCGCGGCGGGUCCCCCCGCGUUGCACUCCGAGCUCGACGCCGCGGUCGUCGCGCUGGACCACGUCUAUCGCGCGCAGACGCGCUUCCGCGACAUGUGCCGCGACCACGGCGAGGACCCGGCGGGUUGGGGGAACGGGAAUCUCGCGGAGGUGGCGGGGAGACACGACGCGCUCAUCGAGCUCGCGGCGUCGGCGUGUUUCGUGCCUCGGUCGACGUGGUGGCCGAUCGGCGCGGCGUCGGAGCCGUUCGUUCGCGAGUUUCGCGACGCGCGGAGCGGCGACGUGAGGAUGGCCGCCGCGACCGCCGCGGAGUUGAUGGGGAGCGAGGCCGCGCAGGUCGCGAAGGCGCGGCGCGCGAGCGGCGGCGACGACGGCGACGGCGACGGCGGCGGCGGAGGCGGCGACUGGACGCCCGUCGCGGGCGCCAUCGCGGAAGGCGACGACGUCGCGAGCCUCAUCUAG
This is a messenger RNA of Micromonas pusilla CCMP1545, 2547 nucleotides long. RefSeq lists its product as uncharacterized. The coding region runs from base 1 to 2547 and encodes 848 amino acids. The transcript has 2 exons. The record is from RefSeq and is a predicted model, not a curated record. Lineage: Eukaryota; Viridiplantae; Chlorophyta; Mamiellophyceae; Mamiellales; Mamiellaceae.